Molecule: messenger RNA, 5609 nt
Organism: Marmota flaviventris (yellow-bellied marmot)
Lineage: Eukaryota; Metazoa; Chordata; Mammalia; Rodentia; Sciuridae
Source: RefSeq, a predicted model, not a curated record
GGCGGCCGGGACAGUGAUCUGGUCGGGAGGGAUCGACUGGAGGAGGGUGGAGGGCUUGCGGCCAGCGCCCCAGUGCUCAGUCCUCAGCGGGGGAGGGAGCCGUCUGCAGGACCCUGGCAUCCGGUCCCCCAGCCUCCGCCCUCCCCUGGGACCCCGCGGCCUCCCGCCCACGGCUUUUCCCAGCCCUGCCCCUAGCCCUCGGCUCCAGCCAGAACUCAAAUGUUCCCAGGAUGCCUGAUUCUCCGACUCCAGGCCGACGGGACUCCUAGCUUCUGCGACUUGCUCUUUUCAUUCUUUGUCUCAACCUUUCCAUCUUCUCAAGGUUCUCUCCUUAUCCCCCUUUUCCUGUCACUUUGCCUGUCUUCCCCAUUAGUUCCUCCCAAGGGGCCCCUCCCUUCUAAUUCCCAGAGCCCCAUAUGUGAGUGUGGAAGGCCAGGAGGCCUGUGGGGUCCUGUACCCAAGAAGGGGGUCUUUCCGCAGGUUGCUGCUGCAGUGCUGCUGAGCCAUGCCUGAGGGAGCCCGCGGACUGAGCCUGUCCAAACCCGGCCCCAGCCCCAGCCCUGGGUGCAGUCACAGAGGUCAAGCCUGUGAGUGCCCAGCUGUGGGUGAGACCCCGACAGCAGCCCCUGCAGCCCCCGCCAUGGCUUCCCCUCGAGGUUCUGGGAGUUCCACAUCCCUGAGCACUGUGGGCUCUGAGGGAGACCUGGCUCCAGGGCCCGGCCCAGCCUCCUCAGCCUCCAGGCCAGAGCCCCUGCCAGGUCCCCCCAUUCGCCUGCAUCUGUCACCUGUUGAGGUCUCUGGUUCGGCAAAACCCUCGCGGCUGGAGCGUGUGGCCCGUGAGAUUGUGGAGACAGAGCGGGCCUAUGUCCGGGACUUACGCAGCAUUGUGGAGGACUACCUAGGUCCCUUGAUGGAUGGUGGGGUCCUGGGGCUGAGCAUGGAGCAGGUGGGCACCCUGUUUGCCAACAUUGAGGACAUCUAUGAGUUCAGCAGUGAGCUCCUGGAGGACUUGGAGGGCAGCCGCAGUGCAGGGGAUAUUGCUGAGUGCUUCGUGCAGAGGAGUGAAGACUUUGACAUCUACACGUUGUACUGCAUGAACUACCCCAGCUCCCUGGCCCUGCUCCGGGAGCUCUCGCUGUCUCCACCAGCAUCCCUGUGGCUGCAGGAGCGCCAGGCCCAGCUUCGUCACUCACUGCCCCUGCAGAGCUUCUUGCUGAAACCCGUUCAGCGCAUCCUCAAGUACCAUCUGCUGUUACAGGAGCUAGGCAAGCACUGGGCAGAGGGCCCUGGUGCCGGAGGCCGAGAGAUGGUAGAAGAAGCUAUUGUGUCCAUGACAGCGGUCGCCUGGUACAUCAAUGACAUGAAGCGCAAGCAGGAGCAUGCAGCGCGCCUCCAGGAAGUGCAGCGGCGGCUGGGCGGCUGGACUGGCCCGGAGCUCAGUGCUUUCGGGGAGCUGGUGCUGGAGGGCGCCUUCCGAGGUGGUGGAGGGGGUGGCCCCCGGCUGCGAGGGGGUGAGCGGCUGCUCUUCCUGUUCUCACGGAUGCUGCUUGUGGCCAAGCGCCGGGGGCCAGAAUACAUCUACAAGGGCCACAUCUUCUGCUGCAACCUGAGUGUGAGUGAGAGUUCUCGAGACCCUCUAGGGUUCAAGGUGUCCGAUCUGACCAUUCCCAAGCACAGGCACCUGCUCCAGGUGAGCAUAGGGGUGGGUUGGGCUGCAGGGUUCCCCCCAGACCUCACUCCUGGCUUCCUGACUCUAUCCCACCAUCAGGCUAAGAACCAAGAAGAGAAGAGGCUGUGGAUUCACUGUCUCCAGCGCCUCUUCUUUGAGAACCACCCUGCCUCCAUUCCUGCCAAGGCAAGACAAGUUCUCCUGGAGAACAGCCUGCACAGUGCUCUGAAAAGUAAGACUGUCCCAGAGCCCCUUACACCCCCACUCGGGUCUCCCCAACCUCGGGAUGCUGGAAAUUUCACCCCUGGCCGAAGGAAUACAGCUCCAUCCCCAGGGCUCUCUGCUGCUCGUCGUGGCCGCAGGCAGUCUGAGCCAAUGAAGGAUCCGUAUGUCAUGUUUCCACAGAACGAUAAGCCUGGAUUCAAGCAUGCUGGCAGCGAAGGGGAGCUGUAUCCCCCCUCAGAAUCGCAGCCAACAGUCCCAGCUUCUGGACCCCCUGAAGACCUGGAGGAUGCUGGGCCCCCUUCACUGGACCCCUCUGGAACCUCAAUCACUGAAGAAAUCUUGGAACUGCUAAACCAGAGAGGCCUCCGGGAUCCUGGGCCAGCAAUCCACGACAGUCCCAAGUUCCCCAGAGACUCCCAGGUGCCAGGCGACAGCAAACCGCUCACAUUCCAAGCCCUGCCCAGCCGGGACUCUUCAGAAGAGGAGGAGGAAGAGGAAGAGCUGGAGAUGGAUGAACGGGAACCUUCUCCACUCCACGUCUUAGAGGGGCUUGAAAGUCCCAGUGCAGCUGAAAUUCCCGACAUUCCCAGUCUUACUAAGAUUCCUGACAUACCUAGCCUCCCCGAAAUUCCCGAAGUUCCCUGCCUUCCUGGUCUCUCUGACAUUCCCAGUGUUUUUGAAAUGCCCUGCCUUCCAUCCAUUCCCAGUGUGCCUGACGUUCCCAGUCUCCCCAGCGCUCCUGCUCCCUGUGACUCCUGGCUCCCAUGCCCUCUGCAGGAGCCGGCCGAGGCCUUAGCCCUCAGGAGAGAACUGUUCCCUAGAAGCAACCCUGGGGAGCUGGGAGAGCCUCCCUCAGAAAGCAGGGCAGGACAGGAGCAGGAAGGAGAAGGGAUAUCAUUCCCAGAUUUCCAGCCCCAGGAUGUCACCCAAGCUCAGGGAUUCCCAGAUGAGCUGGAAUUUCGCUCUUGCUCAGAAAUCCGAAGUGCAUGGCAGGCAUUGGAGCAGGGGCAGCUGGCCCGGCCAGGCUUCCCAGAGCCACUGCUGAUCCUGGAGGAUUCGGAUCUGGGUGGAGGCAGCAGGAGUGGGAAGGCAGGAGCCCCGCACUCAGAGCGGGCAGCGUCCCGAGUGCGAGAGCUGGCCCGGCUUUACAGUGAGCGGAUCCAACAGAUGCAGCGGGCUGAGACGCGGGCAUCAGCCAAUGCCCCCCGCCGCCGGCCACGGGUCCUGGCCCAACCUCAUCCAUCCCCAUGCCUGCUCCAGGAGCAGGUCAAGCCAGGGCCCAGGCCUGCCUUUGGACAUGUGCUGGUAUGUGAACUGGCCUUCCCACUGACGUGUGCCCAGGAAUCUGUCCCCCUGGGCCCUGCUGCCAGGGUUCAGGCGGCCGCACCUUUAUCUAGACUGGGAGGCCACCUGGAUGGCCAGAGUCUAAAUGUUUCAGAUUUGCCUGAGCAAGGCCAUCUGGGCAUUCAUGCUCCCGCUGUUGCCCCUUUACUUGGGCAAGGAAGCCUCCAGAAUGUCCCGGCUCCAGCUGCAUCACCUUUGCAGAAGCAAGAAGGCCCUCCAGCCAUCCAGGCCCCAGCUGUUCCAGCUGUGUCUGAUCAAGGCCACCUGGAAAUCCAAGUUCCAGCUACCACUUCUUUGCCUGUACAGAGAAACCAUGUGGAUACUCAGGUUCCUUCCGCCACCUGCCUUCCUGAGCAAGAGCGCCAUGUGAACGUCCAGAUUCCAACCAGCACAGCAUGGCCCCAGCACAGAAGUUGCUCUGAUGUCAUGGUUUUAGCCAGCACCCCUUUGCCCAGGCAAGAAGGCCACCUGGAUAGCCAGAACCCCACCAGCAUCCUCAGAACUGAACAGGGAAGUGCCAGGGCUGAUCAGGGCUCAGCCAGUGUCUGUGUCCAAGCUGUCAACCUUUUGCUGACACAUGAGAACAGCUUGGACCAUCAGAUUCCAGCCAGCACGCCACUUGCUUCAUCACGUCACCUCCCAGACACUCAGGUUCCAGGUACCUCACCUUUGCCUGCACAUGGAGGCCCCCUGGACCAUCUGCUUCCUGCCAGUGCUCCACUGUCUUUACUCCAAGAACCCCCAGACAUUCAGGUUCCAGCCGCCCCCCCCUCGCCCCAGCCACAAGGCCUCGGAAACACCAGGGACACCGGGAACCAGGCCCUCCCCCCUUCGCUCAAGCAGGCAGGCCUUGGGGACACCCAGGCUCCAGCUGCUUCCCCACUGCUUCCAGAGCACAGCCUUGUGGACACACAGGCCCCCAAACUUACCCCUUUGUUGGGGCAGCAGAACCCCGUGAACAUCCCUGUUCCGGCUCCCACGCCUUUACCUGAGCAAGGAAGCUCUCGGAACGUUCAGAGCCUGGUGCCCACCCCGGUUCAGACCACCAUGGUUUUAUCCAAACCAGGAGACCCUUCCAUGUCUCCGGUUUCCAGGUCAGAGUCUUCAGACUGCACCCCUCCCCACAGCCCCCCGCGCCCCACACGGCAGCUCCUGGGCCCCAAUGCAGCUGCCCUCUCUAGAUAUCUGGCUGCCUCAUACAUCAGCCAGAGCCUGGCUCGGCGGCAGGGGCCUGGAGGAGAGGCCCCUGCAGGCACCCGGGGUCCCUGGUCUUCCUCUGCCCCCACUUCCAGGGCACCUUCGCCGCCACCCCAGCCCCAGCCCCCACCGCCCCCAGCCAGGCGGCUCAGUUAUGCCACCACUGUCAGCAUCCAGGUGGGGGGUGGGGGCCGGCUGCGGCCAGCCAAGGCCCAGGUCAGGUUGAACCACCCUGCUCUGCUGGCCCCUACCCAGGAGCCUGUGGGCCUUCGAAGGGCCCAGGGGACUCCUGAUGCCCCUUUCCACACAUGAGCCAUAUCAGACCACCUAAAUGGCGUUUGACCAGAUGCCAUGUGCUCUCAGGACCCCACCUGGAAGUUCCGACACAGGUCUACAAAUGGCUGCAGCUGCAUACCUGGGAUCUGCUUUCAUAAACGUCCCUUGCCUUGCUACAGCAGGGGUAGGGAAGGAGAUGUCAUUAAUAUUUUGUUAAUUAACAUGAAAUUAUGUGUGUUUUCCGGUUUUGGACGUGGUGGGGGAUAAUAGGACCUGAUGAAUGGGAAGUGACACACAAGCCUGUGACUGGCGUACCUCUUCCAAUUCAUGAGCCUACCUGUGGGACCUGCUUAUCCAACUAUUUCUACCCUCCUCAUCCUUGCACCCAACCGUAACCCAACCCAUGUCGCAUUCCAUUCCUCCCUCAGGCCACCUGCCAUCUCCCCUCCAUCCUAACAACAUCCAUCCAUCCACAUUUUCACCCUGACUCCAUACACCUCGCUCAGCCAUCUCCAGAUCCAUCAGCUGACCCAUCCGUUCCUCCCUAAUUAGGUUCUUCUGGGUCUUGUUACCACAAAACUUCAGAGAUGUGCCAGAACCAGGGCAGAUAAGGUUUGGGUUCUAGCAACAGUGUCCCACAUCUGUUUGGUUUCUCUUAGCAACAACCCUCCCCAGUAUGAAUAUCCCAAUUCUUUUGCUCCCCCUCACUUGGGACCUCCACAGUUCUUCAACAGGCCCAUGUGGGAGGAGGCUCCCACAAAAUAAUUCAGAUUGUGAAAACAGAAGGCUUUUUAUGGCAGAGCCCUUCUCCCCCUCCUUCCUACAGUGGUAUGCCCAGUGAGAAGCCUAAUCUACACAGCUUGUGUGAAGAGAAUACCAGCUUCUUUCAUCAAACACA